Messenger RNA from Moneuplotes crassus, 1492 nucleotides. The record is from the annotation of a GenBank genome assembly. Lineage: Eukaryota; Ciliophora; Spirotrichea; Euplotida; Euplotidae.
AUGAACACUUACAAAACCCAUGCUUCUAAAAUCACUCUAACACUAAACCUCGUCUUCCUUUAUCCUAUCAUUCUUAACCUCGCCAUAGAACCAAACGACUCUGAUAGCGAUGACACAAAAAUCUUCUACAGACCAGGAAUAAUCUCACUCAAAAAGCAAAGCUUCCGCUCCGAAAAUUUCCCCCUAAGAAGCUUCUCUUCCCUCUCCCCUGCUCGCUCCGACAGGUACACUCCCUCUCCCAACCCUAGACGUCCCAUAUGCAACACUCAAAAGCCCCAAUACUCAAACCCCAUUCUUGUCAAAUAAAGUUGAUCUUGACAACCUCAAGCAAGAGUUUGAUACCCAAAAUUCCCAAAGGAAGGAACAGAGAUUAAGGGAUUUUGAAGAUGAGGCUAGAAGACUGAGGAGGGACUUUGAAAUGGAGGUGAGAGAGGAGCAGAAGAGGGAGAAGGGGAAGUUGGAUGAGACAGAGGUCUAUGCAAGAGAGUUGUAUUGGGAAGAGGGUGGGAGGGGAUUGGAGGGAGAGCAGGAAAAGCCGAGGUUUGAGGAGUUUAGAAGGUUAAGAAAAGAGAGUUUUGAGAGAGGGGUAAUUGAAAGGAGAGAAGGAUUUGAGAAAGAACAGAGAAAGAGGAGAGAAGAGUUUGAGAUUAAAGAAGACAAAUUGGAAAGAGAACAGAGAGAAAAAUGGGAGGAGAUUGUGAGAAAAGAGAAUCAAAUGAUUGGACCAAAGGUUGGGUGUAAUUUUAAUUCAAUAUACCCAAAAAUAAAUCACACUUAUCCACUCUACCAAUCCAUCGAAGUAGAGGCCAAUGAUACUCCAAAUACUCCCCAAGAAUCUAAAAUCCCUAAAUUAAGCCCUUUGCAGUCCCUCAAAAUGCCACCAUCAAUGACUCACUCCUUCAUCUCCUCCCCUUUGGAAGAGUCCAAAGACAUAAUCCUCCCAGAACCCAUCUUAACCACCCCAUCUACUGAAGAGAUGCAAGUUCAGGAUUUCAUCAGAAUUAUCAAAGAGAUGCAAGUGCUUAAACAAACGAAAGCACCCCAGCAUAGAGAUGAAGCCUCUGGGAAGAACCCUUAUGAAGCAGAAUUGAACAUGAAGCUACUAUAUCAGAAAAUUAAGAAUGAAGAAACAGGGGAAAUUGAUAAUGAGAUAGUAUCAAGAAAAUGGCCGAAUGCUGAAGCUCUAGAGAGGGAUUAUAAUAAGUUUUUGAGCAACUGUGUAAUGGGGAUUUAUGAUGGGUUAGAGUGGAGAGAGGAAGAUAGAGAUAUGGAUCUUAUCUUGGAAAAGAUCAAAGAAUUUAUCAUAUCAAGAACCCAAAUCUUAAUUCAUCUAAAUGAAGAACCCCCAUCUGAUAUGAUAUACUUUAUUCAAGCACAAAUAAAGGCCGGAAAAUGCCCUCAAAGCUUGCUAGAUUUCCUCAUCAACAAUGAACCAAAAAAAUCAAAUUCCGAACUUUGAAGUAUCAACAACUCUUCUCAUUCAUCAAUAUAA